AUGAUUCAGCACAUCAAUCUUCAGAUCAGCGACCGGGAGCGGACCCGCGAAUGGUAUGAAAAAGUCCUGGGCGCGGAGUAUCUUGACCGUGGCCCGGAACUGAACCAGGGACAACUGCAACUGCGGAUUGGGAACGGAGAAAUUCAUAGCACCCUUACGCCAACUCCCAAUCCAUCGGGGCACUUUGCCCUGGAGGUUCACGACUGGGAUGAGAUGAUAGCCAACCUGGUUGCGUUGGAAGUGCCGCAUUCUACGCCUUCGGUCCGCGGCUACAGCGGCGGACACUCCACCUACAUCAAAGACCCCGACGGCAACAUGAUUGAGCUGGUGCAGCACCCCUUGGGACUGCGAAACUCAAAGGGCGAAACCGUGGAAGUAGCGCAUGACCCGAAGGGCAUGACUUGGGCGCAAGAGUCCGGCUUCGGUCCCAUCGGCUGA
Molecule: messenger RNA, 438 nt
Organism: Geodia barretti
Lineage: Eukaryota; Metazoa; Porifera; Demospongiae; Tetractinellida; Geodiidae
Source: the annotation of a GenBank genome assembly